Molecule: messenger RNA, 1419 nt
Organism: Vicia villosa (hairy vetch)
Lineage: Eukaryota; Viridiplantae; Streptophyta; Magnoliopsida; Fabales; Fabaceae
Product: secretory carrier-associated membrane protein-like
Exons: 13
Coding region: 185-1120 (311 amino acids)
Biological process (GO): protein transport
Cellular component (GO): recycling endosome membrane; trans-Golgi network membrane
Source: RefSeq, a predicted model, not a curated record
AGAUAGCAAUUUCUGUUGUUGACGACUUGUAUGUUAUGCUGACCAAACGCAAUUCUUUUGCAUCUUUACUUCUCCUAUUUACCUUCUUUUCCAACCUUUCCUUUUCCUUCUAGUUUCUAUUACAAGUUUCAAACUUUCAAAUCUCAACUCUCCAAAUUUCAUUUGAUUUGACUUCCCAGAUCUCAUGGCUGGUCGCUAUGAAAGCAACCCCUUUGACGAAGAAGAAGUUAACCCCUUCUCUGAACCAGCUGUAAGGGGAAAAACAUCAAACCAAUCAAACUACAGUGGCGGUGCAUUUUACACAACAAAUCCUGGAAGUGUUCCAUCUGCCACAAAUUCAAGGCUUGCACCUCUUAGGCCAGAGCCUGCUGAUUAUAAUAAUUAUGGCUUUGGAGAAACAGUUGAUAUACCUCUUGAUGCAUCAACGGAUUUGAAAAAUAAGGAGAAGGAACUGCAAUCCAGGGAAGCCGAUUUGAAAAGAAGAGAACAGGAUGUGAGACGGAAAGAAGAAGCUGCUGCACGAGCCGGAAUUGUUCUUGAGGAAAAGAAUUGGCCACCGUUUUUCCCAAUUAUCCAUCACGACAUUGCUACUGAAAUUCCGGUUCAUCUUCAAAAAUUGCAAUAUGUUGCAUUUACUACUCUGUUAGGACUAGUAUUUUGCCUGUUGUGGAAUGUUAUAGCUGUUACUGCAGCUUGGAUUAAGGGUGAAGGUGUAAAAAUAUGGUUUCUGGCCAUUAUCUACUUCAUAGCCGGAGUACCUGGAGCAUAUGUUCUGUGGUAUCGUCCAUUAUAUCGUGCUUUUAGGACCGAAAGUGCUUUGAAAUUUGGUUGGUUUUUCAUGCUCUACCUGCUUCACAUAGGGUUCUGCAUUUUAGCUGCCGUUGCUCCUCCUAUAGUUUUCAAAGGAAAAUCCCUCACGGGCAUUCUCUCUGCCAUAGAUGUGCUUGACAACCAUGCUUUGAUUGGGAUUUUCUACUUCAUUGGAUUUGGAUUAUUUUGCCUAGAAACGCUGAUAAGCAUUUGGGUGAUUCAGCAAGUAUACAUGUACUUCCGUGGCAGUGGUAAGGCGGCUGAGAUGAAACGCGCGGCUGCCAGGGGAGCAGUGAGAGCUGCAUUCUGAUGAUAUAUCAUUUUGUGGAGAAGGCAGUAUAGUAUGGAUGACUUUUGUUUGGAUCAAUAUUUUGUAUAUUACUAGCCACAAAUACUAAGAAAAAUAUUACACUGAGUGUGAUUUUUGUAUUGAAGUUUUGUUUAUUCAUUUGUUUCUCUCUUGUUUACCAUGUUACCUAUUUAUAUGGUUUGUUAGUGUACAUUAUAAGCAUAGCUUCGACAUAGCAGUGGCUGGUAGAAACAUUCCUUAGUGAAACUCAUGUCAUUUUCUAGAUAUUAUGCUUUUCAAGUUUCUUUGAAGUUGUGUCA